Vigna angularis (adzuki bean) is the source of this 627-nucleotide messenger RNA. RefSeq names its product vegetative cell wall protein gp1-like. The transcript has a single exon. The record is from RefSeq and is a predicted model, not a curated record. Bases 1 to 627 code for a protein of 208 amino acids. NCBI's taxonomy places the organism in Eukaryota, Viridiplantae, Streptophyta, Magnoliopsida, Fabales, Fabaceae.
AUGCAGAAACUCAGAAGCAGAGAUGAAGAUGGACUUAAGCUGAAGCGUUUUAGAUCAAAUUUCUUCCUCUUCGCACAUGGGUUUCUCUGUUAUUCCCCCAACAAAAGCAUCUUCGACCACCACCAUCUCCCCCACGAAGGUUGCCAGCAUCCACCAUCAUUGACUUCCUCUGCUCCCCCUCCGCCGUCCCCACCCUCCUCGCUACCGUCACUGACUUCCUCUGCUCCCCCUCCUUCCAUGAAUCCUCCGUCCUCGGGUGGUUCUCCGCUCGUCACAGAUCUGCCCUCCGCCCCUCCAUGCGCGCAGAUCUGCUCUCCGGCCCUCCAUGUGCCCAGAUCUGCCCUCCGCCCCUCCAUGUGCCCAGAUCUUCCCUCCGUCACCUCCCUCCAUCACCGCUGCGUCCUCGUCGCUGUUGCGUUCUCGUCGCCGCGUCCUCGCCGCCGCUGCGUCCUCGUCGCUGUUUCCUCGCUGCCGCCGCAUCCUCGUCGCUGUGUCCUCGCUGCCGCCGCAUCCACCGUCGGUGCUGCCUCGCCGCGUCCACCGUCGUCGCACAUCGCACAUCGCAAGAGGAGAAUAUCGCGAGGCGAAGAAGAGGCGGAGAAGAGGAGAGGUGUUUUGGGGAAAUGA